AUGGAGGAAUCUCUAAUGGCAUUUAUUGGCCACGAAGCAGCAGAGGGCUCUGCUGUUGCCGAUACCUUAGAGAUUCCUGAAGGUGAUGCAGAAGUAGAAGCUGGUGGUGACGAAGAUGUCCACAAUCCGGUUGUGGAUGAUAGAAAAACAACGAAAAAACAAGAUAGACUUGAAGAGUGUCUAGAAGUUCAGGCUGCAGCCAUGAAUACACUCUCACAGUCAAUUAAUAAUUUGGCUGCAGCCAUAAAUAAUUUUGCUGCAGCCCUCAAAUCCAUGGCCAAUAAAAGUGAUGAAUGA
Molecule: messenger RNA, 297 nt
Organism: Parnassius apollo (apollo)
Lineage: Eukaryota; Metazoa; Arthropoda; Insecta; Lepidoptera; Papilionidae
Source: the annotation of a GenBank genome assembly